AUGACAAAUCAGCCUGUCGACGAACUGUUUGAUCCUCUCUUGAGCCUGGAGGAGUCGUUCUACAAGGAAGGUUACGAACAAGGUUAUAAUGAUGGGUUGAUCCAAGGCGAAAUUGAGGGCCGCCGUUUUGGCCUCGAGAAUGCCUACCAGCGUUUCCGUGAUGUAGGCAUCAUCUCUGGCCGCUGCCUUCUCUGGCGCGCUAUCCUCUCCUCUCCCUCUUCCUCCUCCUUGAACUCUGACGCCGUCCCCGCUAAGGCAGAGAGGCAACUUGCGAAACUCGAAUCCCUCCUUGCCCAAGUUCCUAUGGAGAACAGUGAAGGUGAUGACUUUGAUACGCUGUGGCUCAAGAUCAAGAAUAAGGUCAAGGUUGUCAGUGCACUCGUGGGAGAGGGUGGGAGAGGGUUGGUUGGGGUUGAUGGGGAGGAGGAUGUGGAUGGGGAGAUUGAGAGUGGGGAGAGGGAUUUGAAGAGAAAGAUUGCUGCUGCGCAGGGGGAGGGUGGGUUGGAUUUUUGA
This is a messenger RNA of Saitoella complicata NRRL Y-17804, 513 nucleotides long. RefSeq names its product DUF1715-domain-containing protein. The coding region runs from base 1 to 513 and encodes 170 amino acids. The record is from RefSeq and is a predicted model, not a curated record. Lineage: Eukaryota; Fungi; Ascomycota; Saitoellomycetes; Saitoellales; Saitoellaceae. The transcript is spliced from 2 exons.